CAGCCGCCCAGCGCUUCUGAAGCUCCCGCCCGGGAGGCGGUUCCCAGGGCCCAGGGCCGCUCUGCAGUCCGGCUGCACCUGGCCGACCCCUUCCGGGAGACUCGGCGUCACAGCGGCCUGGAGAUAACCCUUGCAAGACUCCAGCCCGUGGCUCCUGCCUGGAAUGUUGUUCUCUGUAAUCAGCAGCCAUUCUUCUGUGAGAACAACCCACCACUUUUUUCCAGGGAACCCUUGUACCCUGCACCCCAUAUUCUUGGAUUCUUUCAUUCUUUUGGGGCCAUAGUUCUUCCAGUAACUUGCUGAGAAAGGAUGACUAGGAGAGAGGAGGAAAACGACACACUAAAACUGCCAACAAGAACAAAGGACGCAGCAAGCGGGACUGUGAGCGGAAAGGAACUAUUGCAGCCACCACACCCUGUGAACGGGAGCUGUGGAGAACCCCCGCAGGAUCCGCCGCGGAGGUGAGCUCCGGGCGCCAUUGCAGAGAGCCCCGCCCAGGAGGAGCCCAGCACCAGCACACAGCCCCGGCCGCCCGGCUGGUUCAGGAGAAGCCUCUGAAGGAGCCAGUCACCCCAGGAUAAAACAGCACUGGCUGUGGGCAGCGCCCACUGUGCCUGUGGUGCAUGGCCGCAGGUGAAGCCCCAGAGAGCCGGCUUUGGUCCAGGGGCAGGUGUUUGGGAGAAGGGAGAGCUCGUGGUGGAUGUGCAGCGUGAACAAGUCUGUGUGAUGUGGGCUUCCAGGGAAGAAGAGUGAAGAGCUGGGGCUUUGAUUUCUGUUGGAGCAAAGAGCCUAGUGCAGUGGUGCAGUGGUAGCUACACCUGCCUCGAUGUCAUCGCCCACACGCUCUGUGCCAGGCAGGACCUACAAAGGGAUGUCUCAGCGCCUGGUGACAGCCUUGUCUAAGGCACCUUGCAGCACAGCGGGGACCGUGGGCUUCAGAAGAUCAAAGCCUCGAUUACGUGAGACACUUGUCACCCAGCAGGAGCAGGGCAUGUCCCUGACACAGGACUAGAUACCACAGAAUCAUGGUCCUGACAGGGGUCUUAGAGGAAGCAGGGGACCCCAUGCUGUUUGUUCUUAAGAAGCCAGUAGUUCCAGCUGUGCUUGGAAAAGUUCCAACCUUGAAGAGGGCAAGAUGGGGCACUGACAUUUAAGAGCAUUGUAAUGAUUGCAAAUCUUUGUGCAAGUGACUAUGAAGAGAGAAGAAGAGAAAGGAAGAAAAGAAAAUCAAACUGGCUUAAACUGUGAAGGAAAUCUGCUAUUAACAGAAGUCCAGAUGACAAAAUCUCCAUAUUUAAAAUGACUGAGGAACAUUUUGAGGACUGAAUUGAGUCUGCACUGAAGGCAUCGCAGCAGGGGCUAUGCCUACACCCCACGUGGAGACUUUGAGGGAACCCAGGGCUUGAGGGGAACCUUGGCGAUGCCUGGGAUCCCAGACUCAACAAAAUGAAACUGGAAGGCUUUUGGUUGCAUCUGGCACUGCUUGGGGCGUCCCUGCUGGCUGCACUGGGAUGGAUGGACCCCGGAACCAGCAGAGGCCUGAACGAGGGCAUGAGGGAGUCGCAGGCAGAGGAAUCCAGAAGCUUUGAAGUCUCAAGAAGAGAAGGACUUGGCCACGACGGGCUGCCAGCCGCAUGCGGGAAGAUGUUCUGUGGCCGUGGGAGCAGGUGCGUGCUCAGCAGGGAGACGGGGGAGCCCACGUGCCAGUGCCUGGAGGCCUGCAGGCCCAGCUAUGUGCCUGUGUGCGGCUCUGACGGGAGGCUCUAUGAAAACCACUGUGAGCUUCACCGUGCCGCCUGCCUGCAAGAGAAGAAGAUCGCCAUCAUCCAGAGCAAGGACUGCUUCCUUAAAGGUGACCCGUGCACCAUGGCCGACUACGCCCGCCUGAAAAAGGUCCUUCUGGCGCUCCAGGCCCGCCUGCAGCCGCUCCAGGAAGGUGAUGGCGUGCAAGACCCUGCCUCCCGGAAGCGCCUGCUGGUGGAAUCUCUGUUUAAGGACUUGGAUGCUGACGGUGAUGGCCUCCUUGGCAGCUCUGAGCUGGCUCAGCGCGAACUAAAGGAGCAGGACCUGGAGGAGGACUUCCUGGGGUGCUCGCCUGGUGACCUCCUCCGAUUUGAUGACUACAACAGUGACGGCUCCCUGACACUCCCCGAGUUCUACACAGCCUUUCAGGUGGUUCAGCUCAGCCUCGCCCCCGAGGAGAGGGUCAGUGUGGCCACGGUGACCGUGGGGCUGAGCACGGUGCUGACCUGCGCCGUCCGCGGGGACCUGCGGCCUCCCAUCGUCUGGAAGCGCAACGGGCUCGCCCUGAACUUCCUGGACUUGGAAGACAUCAAUGACUUCGGAGAGGACGACUCCCUCUACAUCACCAAGGUGACCACCAUCCACAUGGGCAAUUACACCUGCCACGCCUCGGGCCACGAGGAACUGUUCCAGACCCACGUCCUGCAGGUGAAUGUGCCCCCGGUCAUCCGCGUCUACCCAGAGACCCAGGCCCAGGAGCCCGGGGUGGCGGCCAGCCUGAGAUGCCACGCAGAGGGCAUUCCCAUGCCCAGAAUCACAUGGCUGAAGAAUGGCAUGGAUGUCUCCACCCAGAUGUCUAAACAGCUCUCCCUUUUAGCCAAUGGGAGCGAGCUGCACAUCGGCAGCGUCCGGUACGAAGACACAGGGGCGUACACCUGCAUUGCCAAAAACGAAGUGGGAGUGGACGAAGAUAUCUCCUCGCUCUUCAUCGAAGACUCGGCUAGAAAGACCCUUGCAAACAUUCUGUGGCGAGAGGAAGGCCUCAGCGUGGGAAACAUGUUCUAUGUCUUCUCCGAUGACGGCAUCAUCAGCCUCCACCCCGCGGACUGUGAGAUCCAGAGGCACCUCAAGCCCACGGAGAAGAUCUUCAUGAGCUACGAAGAGAUCUGUCCUCGAGGGGAAGGAGACGCCCCCCAGCCAUGCCAGUGGGCAUCGGCGGUGAACGUGCGGCACAGGUACAUCUACGCAGCCCAGCCGGCGCUGAACCGAGUCCUCGUGGUCGACGUUCAAGCCCAGAAAGUCCUCCAGUCCAUAGGUGUGGAUCCUCUGCCCGCCAAGCUGUCGUAUGACAAGUCGCACGAUCAAGUCUGGGUCCUGAGCUGGGGGGACGUGCACAAGUCCCAGCCCAGCCUGCAGGUGAUCACAGAAGCCAGCACCGGCCAGGGCCAGCAUCUCCUCCGCACGCCCUUUGCAGGAGUGGAGGAUUUCUUCAUUCCUCCGACAAACCUCAUCAUCAACCACGUCAGGUUUGGCUUCGUCUUUAACAAGUCCGACCCUGCUGUUCACAAAGUCGACCUGGAAACCUUGAUGCCAGUCAAGACCAUUGGCCUGCAGCGCCACAGCUGCGUGCCCCAGGCCAUGGCCCACACCCACCUGGGCGGCUACUACUUCGUCCAGUGCCGCCAAGACAGCCCCUCUCCCGGCACCCCGCAGCUGCUCAUCGACAGCGUCACGGACUCUGUGGUGGGCCCCAACGGUGAUGUCACCGGCAUCCCGCACACAUCCCCAGAUGGGCGUUUCGUGGUCAGCGCCACCGCCACCAGCCCCCAGCUGUACGUGCAGGAGAUCAGCGUGCGGGGGGAGAUCCAGACCCUCCACGUCCUGGAAAUAAGCCAGGGCGUCUCGGACGUGGCUUUCCAGCACUCCUUCACUGACGGCAACCAGUACUACGUCUACGCCACCCUGCAGACGGCUCCCGACCUGCUCUUCCUGGAGCUGUCCACGGGGAAGACGGGUGUGCUCAAGAACUUGAAGGAGCCGCCCGUGGGGCCGGGCCAGCCCUGGGGCGGCCCCCGCAGGAUGGUGAGGGACAGCGGGCUGUUCGGGCAGUACCUGCUCACGCCAGCCCAGGAGUCGCUGUUCCUCAUCAACGGGAGGCAGAACGCACUGCGGUGUGAGGUGGCAGGCAUUAAGGGGGGGACCACGGCGGUGUGGGUGGGCGAAGUAUGAAGGCGUCCAGAGCAGAGCCCUGGGCCAAGGAGCACCUAGUCCCGACACCGCAGCCCCAAGCAGGCGCACUGUACAUUUUUACGGACAAAAGCAAAAACCUGUAUUCGCUUUAUGGUUCAACACUGGUCUCCUUGCAAGUUUCCUCGUAUAAGGUAUGCGCUGCCGACGAGAGCGGGGUUUUUUCGUUAGGAAGUAUGAUUUACGCCUCGCGCUACGAGGAGAACACACGAGCUGGGCCACUGCCGCGGCCAGCUCCACGCCAUGUCACCCGGGGACGCCGUGGCCCAAGAACCCCUGCUUUGCAGGCUGGCGCUUCUGCCGGUUGCCUUCACAUCGUCACCCUCCCGUACCCCCAGGCCCAGCCCGACGUCCCCCCGCUGGAGCUGCGCAAAACAGGGGCAGGGCCUCCCGCCGCCCGAGGACCGCCUCUGCCCUUGCUCCGGGCCUCCUUUCUCCUUCGCAGCUGCUGCUUUUCUUUCCCAUUGGACUUGUUGUGAGCCUGAGGGAGAGCCAGCGAGGCUUCCUGCAUCCUGGGGCAUGGGGAAAUCACUCACUUUAUUUUGGAAACUGAUUAAAAAAUAAUUUUUUAUGAUCUCAAAUGCUAGUAAGCAGAAAGACACUCUCCGAGGUCCAGCUGUGUUCCCCCCUGCCUUAGGCCGGGCUCUGAGUCACACCCCGAACCCCACAGCCAGGAAGAAGACAAUGGCCCACAAAGAAUAAUGGUCCUCUGCACCACGACACCCCCAAGUGCAGAUCAGGCCACACCCCAAGAUAUCAGGACAAACCCUGUGUGCCUGUUUUUCACCACUGCAAGGGGACAUUUCAUCCGCCAGCCCCAGCACCCCAGCCAGGGCAGACUGGGCUUGACUGGCCUGGCGAUGUGUAGGUAGCCUGCAGACAAAGACCUCCAGACUCCACACACGAACCCCUCUACGAAAGACCAAUUUCUUUUCUGUCUGUGGCCCUUGCACUUGGCUCUGCCCCCCCAGCCCGCGCAUCAUCACGGCC
Molecule: messenger RNA, 4980 nt
Organism: Talpa occidentalis (Iberian mole)
Lineage: Eukaryota; Metazoa; Chordata; Mammalia; Eulipotyphla; Talpidae
Gene: FSTL4
Product: follistatin like 4
Exons: 21
Coding region: 1447-3972 (841 amino acids)
Biological process (GO): multicellular organism development; cell differentiation; regulation of BMP signaling pathway
Molecular function (GO): protein binding
Source: RefSeq, a predicted model, not a curated record